CUCUCGACGCGUCAGUUGCCUAGAAACGACUAAAGCAACCGGACGCCUCUCCGCCCAUGGGCUUUUCAUCCGCGCAAUCAAUGUAAUGUCAUCUGAACGACCGCCACUCAUGGAGACAUCAUCCAAUACCGCUGCGAGCUCUCCCGCUCCCGCUUCCACUGCGCGCCGCUCUGGACGCGUCACAAAGGCACCCGCGAAGUUCACCCCAGAUGCGCCCAGCGCAAGCAAGCGCAAGCGAAACGCCCAGAACGACGAGGAGGAUGCAGAGAACGAGUCGCCCGAUGAGAUGGAUGAGGCCAGCGACGGCGACAACGAAGAGGCCGACGACUCGGCGGCCGAGGAACCCCGGCGCACAGCGAAGAAGAAGAAGUCCUCGUCGCAGCCAGCAAAAGCAAGAAAACCCGCUGCGAAGAAGCCCAAAAUAAACGGCGACGCGCCAACCCACGAGCCCGCCCAUACUGCGCAUCUACCAAGUCGCCCGAAGAAGACUGUCAGGAUUGCGGUUACUCAGCGAGAGGGGGACGGGCUUUAUGCCGAUAUCUUCGGCUCUGGAGACCCUUCAGACAAGGUCGCGACGGAGUGGUAUCACAAGUACCAGGCCGACGACACUGCCGCCGUUACCGAUCUUGUAAACUGCAUUCUCCAGUCUGCCGGCUGCGACCAGCAGGUCACGCAAGACGAUAUUCGAGACCCAGAGAACUGUUCCAACCGGCUCGCAGACCUACAGAAUGUCUACGCCGAGGAGGGAAUUACAGACUAUCCCCUGAUUUCCAGGGGCAAGACUACCAAGCCGUUUCGCGACCUGUUGAUCGGCUUCUUCAAGUCUCUCGUGACUGUUCUGCACGAGACUGACGUUCUUUACAAGGACAGCGCAUUGAUGGAGAACAUUGCGAGAUGGGUGGCGUCCAUGUCUUCGUCGACCCUGCGGCCGUUCCGACACACGGCGACCACUGUCGCGCUGGCAAUGGAGGCCGCUCUGGUCGAAGUGGCUAAGAAGCUCGAUGACCGGAUCACCAAGAUGACACAGCAGGUUGACGCCGAGAAGAGCCGUAAGGGGAAGAACAAGGAAAGACUGGCCCUGAUCCAGAAGAACCUAGAGGAAGCCGAACAGAACCGUCAGCUUGUCCAGGAGCAGAUUACUGACUUUUUCGAAACUGUAUUUGUCCAUCGAUACCGUGACAUUGACGCCAAAAUCCGGACCGAGUGUGUCGAGGCCCUUGGCACUUGGAUAUGGCACCUUCCCACCUUCUUCAUGGAACCCGAGUAUCUGCGAUACCUGGGCUGGAUGCUGUCCGACAUUACGCCACAAACGAGGCACGAAGUGCUCAAGCAGCUUUCCCGGAUAUUCAAGCGCGAUGCCGAGAAGCUGGGCCACUUCAUUGACCGCUUCAGACCGCGCUUGGUGGAGAUGGCCACCAAGGAUGCCGACGUCAGCGUCCGCGUUGCCGCUAUCUCCGUCAUCCAAAUCCUCAAAGACAAGGGAAUGCUGGUGCCUGACGAAGUCGACUCGAUUGGCCGAUUGGUUUUCGACUCGGAGCUGCGUGUACGGAGAGCUGUCAUCGAUUUCUUUGCCGGUUGCGUCAAUGACUCGAUCGAGACGAAAGUCGAGGAGAUGGGUGGCAGUGAUGCGGUAGACGAGCUGUUUGGUGACGAUGAAGAGGACGACUACUUUUCUCCACGAAGAGACUGGAUUAGUAUCAAAUGCCUCGCCGAGCUGUUGGCCGCAUACGAUGCGCAGCUAGAAGAAGAGAACCAGACGUUGCCGGUUCGAGGUCUGGAUGUUGCCACCGAGAUGGUUCAGGCAGUGGCGCCAGAGACCCGUAUCUCGCUCGCCUCCCAGGUCCUUUACGAGAAGAUCGAUCAGGUCAAGAACUGGGAGCUGUUGUCUGGUUAUCUGCUCUAUGAUCACACGACAAGCACCAAGUCAAAAUCAGCAGCGAAGCGCAAGUCGAGCGAGGCAGCGCUCAAAACCGCCGUGGCGCCGGACGGCCGAGAGGAGUCAGUGCUUCUUGAGGUCCUCGCAUCUGCUGUCAAGCUGAGCCUCGCUUCCGGUCCAGAUGGAGACCGGAGCAGGAGGAAACAACGGCCGGAUGCCGGUGAUGGCGCUGAAGAAUCCGCAGUGCAUUUGGCUAGUAUUAUCCCUCGCCUCUUGAACAAGUACGGAGCCGAAGCCAGCACUGCGGUCAUCGUAUUGCGACUUGAGCAUUCGCUACCGCUGGAUGUAUUCCAGCAGCUCCGCCAAGAUUCAACGACUUACAGUCGCUUGCUAGAUGAGAUCUGCACCCAGUUCGACAGACAUGUCGACAGGGGAGUCCUCGCAGAAGCGACCGCGGCACUCUUGCACGCCCGCAAGUAUGACGAAUUGGAGGAAAUAACAGAUAACAAGAUCUCGGAGCUGUGGCAAACGGUGGGCAACGCGCUCAGGCAUUUCGACAAGACUUACGAGCUCCGGGAUCGCGGCAAUAUGGAGGCCCCACCCAUCACCCAGCUGGGCAGCAUCCUUCUCAAGGUCAGCAAGCUCUCAAGCAUCGCCGACUGCGUCGAAGUGCUCGAAGCACCGGGCCAGUCCGAAGACUCAUCCAAUCCCGUAAUCGAACUCCUCACUCGGACAGUCCACCGCGGAAAGCUAGAGCAGGUCGACGAGGCGCUCGACGACCUCGAGGAUGAGGCCGUCUCGUACGCUAUCCAAGCAUCCCACUUCUACUUCAUGUGGAAAGUCCGGACCCUUCUCAGCUCGGUGCAGUCCAACACGGACAUCCCCGCCCUGAUCGUCGAGCGGCUCGCCACCCUCCGCAAGAGCUACGCUAACAACCUCAUCUGGACGCUCUCCUCGCGCGGCACCAACGACGACCUGCGCCUCUUCGCCACCGGCGCCCUCUGCGACCUGCACGUGCUCUUAGCCUCCCUACGCGAAGCCGUCAAGCAACAACCCCCAUCCGACCAAACGGAAGGCUAUCUCUCCCUGUUGGAGCCCCUCUUCGAACCGAUCCAGCCAGGCCUCACAAACGAGCUCAUCGAGAUCUACAACGCCGCCGAGCGCGCCUACGCCCGCAUCUCGAAGCGCACCCUCAACGACCCGGCCGAGGACGAAGGCCCCGUCGACCAGAUCCCCGGCGGCGACGACGACGAUGAUGACGAGAUCGACGAGGACGAGGCCGAGGCCGAGGCCAACCUGACGCCGACGGAGCGCAAGGGGAAGGAACUGAAGCUGGAGCGGGCGCUGUGCGAGCUAGCGGGCAAGCUGGUGCUCGCCAUCCUGGCCAAGAUGGUAGACCACGUCGGCCCGCAGGCGGGCAAGCUCCGGCGGAGGAUGGUGCGCAACCAGACCAAGCUGGGGCCUAACCUGCGCGAGACGCUGGCGUAUCUGGACGAGGCGAAAUUGAGGGAGCGUGUCGCGGCUGGUGUGGGGGCGGCGAGUAAGAAGAAGGCUGGUAAUAAAUCUAGGUCUAAGACGGGGAAGCAGCACCAGCAGCAGCAGCAAUCCGGGGCUGGAGGUGGAGGUAGUGGUUCUGCCGCGGCGGCGGCUGCCGGGAAGAAGAGACACGCGCUGAGUGAAGAGGUUGUGGUCGCCGAGGACGAUGAGUCGGAGUUAUCUGAGAUUGAGGACGCGGAGCCUGAGCCCGAGCCGGAGGAGGGGUCGAUGGAGGAUCUGAGGAGGAGAGAGCUGUUGGAUGAUCCCAUCGAGGAUGAGGAAGAAGAGGAGGACGGUGGUGGUGAUGGUGGCGGGGGAGGCGAUAAGAUGGACGAGGAUGAGGAUUCUGUAAUAGGAGACUGAGGAGGUGAUGGAUGCAAAAUUUCAUCUUUAUGGCUUUCCCUUCGCUUUCGUCGCGCAAGGGUUGAUAGCGGUGUAUUUGUCUAUGAUGAGGAUGGCUUGAUGAAUAGGGUUGACUCUCGUUUCUGUCCAUACCAAAUAAUUGCUAUUCGCUCGCCUACGGAGUUCUUUCCUCACGUUCCGCACGGUUGUCGUCUUGUU
Molecule: messenger RNA, 3973 nt
Organism: Chaetomium strumarium
Lineage: Eukaryota; Fungi; Ascomycota; Sordariomycetes; Sordariales; Chaetomiaceae
Exons: 3
Coding region: 86-3775 (1229 amino acids)
Biological process (GO): sister chromatid cohesion
Cellular component (GO): nucleus; cohesin complex; chromatin
Molecular function (GO): chromatin binding
Source: RefSeq, a predicted model, not a curated record